AUGAUUGCAAUGCGGAUAGACUGGAAAGGCAAUCGGUGCUUGGAUGAUUGAAGUCGCGACUUGUACGGAGUGGUGACUGCCCUUCCGCCGCUCCCCGUUUGGGCCCCGCGCUGGCGAGAUUGGCCUCGCUGGCUGGCUGGCUGAACUGCUCGCUCCCCUUCAACUGUUCAGUAAUUCUCCAGUAAGGGAAUCAGAAGUCCACAAUUCCGAUUCGCAUCCGGUUUGCAAGUUUGCCAAUUACCACUCCCUCCCUCUCUGUUCACCAUGGCCGAGGCAUCUUCCAUCCCGACUCCCCCGCACUGCACCGCCGAUUUCUGCUUGAUCCCGAUCGGCACCUCGUCCCCGUCCGUGUCCGCCCAAAUAGCCGAUGUCCAGCGCCUUAUUGAGAAAUCCGGCCUGAAAUACGUCAUGCAUUCGGCCGGGACUACCCUGGAGGGUCCUUGGGAUAGAGUUCAUCAAGUGAUUGGUCAGGCGCAUACGAUCUUACACCAGCAGGGGAUUAUUCGAAUUCAGUCCGAUAUUCGUGUUGGGUCAAGAACCGACAAGGAACAGUCCUUUGAGGACAAGGUGAACAAAGUGCGUGAGUUGUUGAAGAAUGACUGAGCGGGGAUGAGUCAAUGUCAUAUACUCUCAUUGCUUGAAGAUGAUCCAGCAGUUGUACUUGCACAUGCGAUCGCUUAUGGACAUGGUAAAAUGGUCAUAUCAAGUAGGUACACUAUCCAAGUUGGGGGAAUCAUCCGAACGCCGCGCCCUUAUACCCGAU
Messenger RNA from Aspergillus ibericus CBS 121593, 763 nucleotides. RefSeq names its product thiamine-binding protein. NCBI's taxonomy places the organism in Eukaryota, Fungi, Ascomycota, Eurotiomycetes, Eurotiales, Aspergillaceae. The record is from RefSeq and is a predicted model, not a curated record. The transcript has 4 exons. Gene Ontology annotation, cellular component: cytosol. The coding region runs from base 265 to 603 and encodes 112 amino acids.